AUGGCCGCCGUCGACCCCGCGACAAGGAAACGGGUUCUUCGUGUGAUUGUUACGUCUCUUCUUUUAGAUCUGAUCUCCUUCACCUUCAUCCUUCCGCUGUUCCCCAAGCUGCUCGAGUUCUACCGCGACCGCGAAGCCCCGUCACUCCUCGACGACGGCCCGCCGACCUUGCUGCAGCAUGUUCUCAGCGGCCUCAACAAAUACAAGGCUGCGUUCUCGCGCCCGAUAGACUCUCGAUAUGAUAUUGUCCUCCUGGGAGGCGCUACGGGCUCCCUUUUCUCCUUGCUCCAGGCCGUUGCGUCUCCAGUGAUUGGUCGUCUUUCCGAUCGCUACGGUCGCCGAAAAGCCCUUCUCGCUUCCAUGUGCGGCAAUAUCCUGUCCGUGCUCCUCUGGGUUGCGGCCGUCGACUUUCGCACUUUUAUCGCAAGUCGAGUCGUCGGCGGCCUCUCCGAGGGCAAUGUACAGCUUACAACCGCCAUGGCCAGUGAUAUAUCAGAUGAGGCCACGCGUGGCCAGACCAUGGCAAUCAUUGGCGCGUGCUUCUCCAUUGCUUUCACCUUUGGCCCAGGCCUCGGUGCUUGGCUCAGCACCAUCUCAAUUGUUGCGGCAAACCCCUUUGCCACUGCGGCAGGCAUCAGCCUGGUACUAAUCGUAACGGAGACGCUGUACUUGUACCUGUGCUUGCCGGAAACCUUGCCCGCCUUGACCGGACGAGGGGCCAAGGGCGCCAAUGGGAAGAGCGAGAAGAAGCGCGUCGCAGAUCCCGUGGAGCGAACAAACUCGCCCGCGUUGCUCUAUGCCGUUCACUUCUUCUUCAUCUUGUUCUUUUCUGGCAUGGAAAGCUCCCUGUCCUUCAUGACGUAUGAGCUAUUCGGGUUUACGUCUGGUCGGAACGGCAGGCUGCUCGGAUACAUUGGCUUUGUCGCCUCCGUCCUGCAAGGCGGCGUCACGCGGCGGCUGCCACCGUUGCUGUCCGUCCGCAUCGGCGUCGUGGCAUGCCUCGCGUCCUUGUUCUUGCUCGGACGGAUCACGACCGUCCGCGGCCUGUAUGCGGCCGCCACCUGCCUGGCUGUCACGUCCGCCACUGUGGUCAGCAGCCUCAACGCCCUGACAAGCUUCGAGGCGAGCGAGGACGAGCGCGGCAGCAAGCUGGGCAAUUUACGGAGCUGGGGGCAACUAGGCCGCGGGCUGGGCCCGAUUCUAUUCACGAGCGUAUACUGGUGGGCCGGUCGAGAAGUUGCAUACACGAUGGGAGCCACCGGCGUCGCCGUCGUCGCAGCGGUUGUGCUGAUGGGAUUGAAGACGCCCAGGAGGGUCGCGGGCACGACAAGCACGAAGACCCGGUAG
Molecule: messenger RNA, 1347 nt
Organism: Purpureocillium takamizusanense
Lineage: Eukaryota; Fungi; Ascomycota; Sordariomycetes; Hypocreales; Ophiocordycipitaceae
Exons: 3
Coding region: 1-1347 (448 amino acids)
Biological process (GO): transmembrane transport
Cellular component (GO): brush border membrane
Molecular function (GO): transmembrane transporter activity
Source: RefSeq, a predicted model, not a curated record